Molecule: messenger RNA, 1687 nt
Organism: Trichoplusia ni (cabbage looper)
Lineage: Eukaryota; Metazoa; Arthropoda; Insecta; Lepidoptera; Noctuidae
Gene: Catsup
Product: protein catecholamines up-like
Exons: 1
Coding region: 84-1142 (352 amino acids)
Biological process (GO): zinc ion transmembrane transport; intracellular zinc ion homeostasis
Cellular component (GO): membrane
Molecular function (GO): zinc ion transmembrane transporter activity
Source: RefSeq, a predicted model, not a curated record
ACUGUCAUCAUCAGUCAUUGUGUUUUCUGUGUGUACAGUUGUCGCUGUUGCCGUUGUUUUAGGAGAAUCGAAGUUGUGAGACCAUGUUUUCCCCACGUAGAACUAUUUUACUGGGUGUAAUUCUAGCUUGUACAAUAAUUGUGGUGCUAGGCCACAGCCAUAGUCAUUCACAUGACCAUUCUCAUGGAGAUGAACCACCGGCAUUCAAAUACUCGAAACAGGCGAAUGAACCACCAAAAAAAGAAGAAGUGAUAACUGAACCAGAUUACGAUUUGUACGUCAGAGCAUUAAGUUCAACACUAUUCAUAAGUAUAGUACCCUUUUUUAUACUUUUCUUCAUACCCAUCGACGGCACGGUUGAAAAACAACCGUUACUCAAGAUAUUACUUUCAUUCGCUUCGGGUGGCUUACUCGGCGAUGCUUUCUUGCACUUGAUACCUCACGCUCUCAUGGCUAGCGGCGGCUCCGAAGGACAUAGCCACAGUCAUUCACAUGGAGAAGGUGGGGAACAUGGACCACAUGAUGUAACUGUGGGCCUUGGAGUGCUGGGUGGCAUCAUAACAUUCUUAGUCGUUGAAAAAACUGUGCGAUUAUUCAGUGGAGGACAUGGCCAUUCUCAUGGUCCAGAGAAGAAAAAAUCAGAUGACAAGCAGAAAAAGAAGGGAAAAGACAACAAGAAAGAAGACAUUAAGAUUGCUGGUUAUUUAAAUCUAGCUGCUGACUUCACUCACAACUUUACUGAUGGAUUAGCAAUUGGAGCAUCAUACAUUGCAGGACAAAAUAUUGGUCUUAUUACUACAGUAACUAUAUUAUUCCAUGAAAUUCCUCAUGAAAUUGGAGAUUUCGCUAUUCUUGUCCAAUCAGGAUGUUCUCGUAGGAAAGCAAUGAUGUUACAGUUACUAACUGCAUUUGGUGCUAUAUCUGGUACUGUUCUGUCUAUAUAUCUUAGAGGAUCAGGUGAAGGACUUGUUUCAAAUCUUAUUUUGCCUUUCACAGCUGGUGGUUUCAUUUACAUAGCUACUGUAUCAGUUAUUCCAGAACUUAUAGAAGGCUCAAACAAUAAGUUUUCACAAUCAUUAAAAGAAAUUAUGGCAUUAUUAGCUGGUGUGUACAUGAUGGUACUUAUAGCACAAUAUGAAUAAUAUUUAAUAAUAAGAGCAUUACUUAAAAUUGUGUGCCCAUUUAUAUUAUAGCCUUCUUUAUUUACCUCUAAUCAAAAGCAAUUGCCUUCGUCCCCCCCUUGAAUAUAAUUUUAACCCUUUCUCUUUUCAAGUUCUUGCUUUAAAAUACUGUUAUCCAUGGUCACAAUGUGUGGAAAUGCUCUUAUCAAAUGUAAUAUAGAAUCGUGAUGUAAAUAUAUUUGCAUUGUACUAUUUUUCCAAAUAAUAUAAAACAUCACAUACAUAACUUCCUUGUUGAUAGAAAAGUGUUAAAUGGUUUUAAUUAGUCUACAUGCAGUGAGUUAAAGGUGAUUAAAUGUAUUGUUUAUCUAGAACUAUAAAUGAGAAUUAUCAAUGUUCAGUUGCUUGUGUGCAACUGCUAUUGUUAUGAAAUAUUGUUUUGGUAUAGACAAAAGAACUUUUCAUAGUAUACUUGUUGGGUACUACUGUACUAUAGUAAUGAAGUUUGGAAAGAUACUAGAUAAAGUGAGAUCAAAUAGAAAGUAACAAAUAAAACUAUUAAUGCA